CCCUCCCGGCUGAGGGAGCCGAUACCAAGACCUACUUGUGGGCCAGGUACCACGAGAUGAAAAAGCUGGUCUACGAUCUCCUUCCACCAGGAGUCUGCAAUCUCCUCAACCCAGCCGCUAUCUACGCUAACAAUGAGAUCAGCCUGGGAGAUGUUGAGAUAUAUGGCUUUGACUACGAUUACACAUUAGCACAGUAUUCUAAUUUACUACACUCUAUGAUUUUCAACACUGCCAGAGACAUCCUAAUAGAACAAUUCAAGUAUCCAGAAGGGCUUGGGAAGUACGACUACAUCCCUGGGUUUGCCAUACGUGGACUUCACUAUGAUGUACAAAAGAGUCUUCUGAUGAAGAUCGAUGCUUUCCAUUAUGUCCAGCUGGGGACAGCAUAUAGAGGGCUCAAACCAGUGCCUGACGAAGAGGUAAUCGAACUCUACGGUGGUACACAGCACAUCCCCCUGUACCAGAUGAGUGACUUCUAUGGCAAGGGUCCAUCACUUAAGCAGUUUAUGGACAUUUUUUCUCUUCCUGAAAUGACGCUGCUCUCUUCAGUCAUUGAUUACUUCAUAACUCAUGGCAUUGAGUUUGACCAAGUGCAUCUUUACAAGGACAUAUCGGAUGCUAUUAGAGAUGUUCACGUAAAAGGAGUGAUGUACAAGUGGAUUGAAAAAGAUAUGG
This is a messenger RNA of Mesitornis unicolor (brown roatelo), 675 nucleotides long. Its product is annotated as 5'-nucleotidase domain-containing protein 2-like. The transcript is spliced from 7 exons. Lineage: Eukaryota; Metazoa; Chordata; Aves; Mesitornithiformes; Mesitornithidae. Gene Ontology annotation, molecular function: 5'-nucleotidase activity. The annotation marks the transcript as partial. The record is from RefSeq and is a predicted model, not a curated record.